Molecule: messenger RNA, 2842 nt
Organism: Desarmillaria tabescens
Lineage: Eukaryota; Fungi; Basidiomycota; Agaricomycetes; Agaricales; Physalacriaceae
Product: aspartic peptidase domain-containing protein
Exons: 11
Coding region: 265-2664 (799 amino acids)
Biological process (GO): proteolysis
Molecular function (GO): aspartic-type endopeptidase activity
Source: RefSeq, a predicted model, not a curated record
CGAAUUCCAGUUUCUACUUACUGUUCGCAGAUAUUUUGAACUUGUGGCGCGACUCUACACACGAUAAAGGGCACGAUGCAGCUGGAAUACCAUGUGGUAAGAACAAGAACAGGAAUGAUCGAAGUUAAAGUGUGCCUUGGCGCGGCAUUGGCAAACAAAUACGUCCACCUGUGAGGUCCACCUCCAGGACUGGUCUUGGUCUUGCUGGGUUCUCCCCUCUUGCCACCGUCUUCACUCUUUUACUAUCCUGUCGCUCCUUCCAAUAUGUUCUUGGGUUACCUGCUGGUCCUUUUGGGCCUCAAUCUGUCUUCAUUCGCUCUCAAAUUUCCCAUACAAUCUCAUGUUCGACGAACUCCUCUUUCUCGACGAAGCGGGGCAGGGAAUUACCAUUUGAAUACGUCCCUGGCUGCUGUUGUGAGUAAUGAUAAUGGUUUGGACCUCAGCACCGUUCACGAUCUGAUUUAUAUGGCAAAUGUAACCGCUGGAAAUAUUACAUACGUCGUUCAACUGGACACAGGGUCCUCUGACCUGUGGCUUAAAGCUGAUAUUCCACCGUUACAGAAUUCUGAGCAAACAGGAUACACAGCAAAUAUCACGUACGGCAUUGGUUGGGUGAACGGUACCAUAUCGCAUAUUCCAAUUGAGUUCGCGGGGAUAUCCGUAGAGUCACAAGCGUAUUUGGACACUACUUCUGCUCAGAAUCCAGCAUUAGGUUACGGCGCAAAAGGCAUCUUGGGUCUGGGCUUCACAUCUCUGUCUAAUAUCGACUCGAUAUUGAGCAAUACAGGCUCAUCACAGGGAAGAAGUCUAUUGUAUAAUCUCUUUGCACAGAACCCUUCAGAGCCAAACUUCAUUGCAUUUUCGUUUCAACGAAGUACUAGUGCUAAUGAUGAUGUUAAUGGCACCUUUAACAUCGGCGAGUACGAAGAGGCGUACUCUAACGUCUCUGAAACAGAUGCCAUUUCCACUUGGCCAGUCAGCUCCCCCAAACGAUGGAGUGUUCUCGUGGAGGCGCUAUUAGUGGGUAAUCAAACCAUACUGCCGUCUUCCUCAACUGGAGGCGCUCCCAGUAACAAAGCUGUGGUAGUCCUGGACACGGGAACGUCCUAUUCUUAUACCAACACUGAAGUCGCCAAAGCCAUCUACGGCGGUAUCAGCGGGUCAUACUAUGACUCUACCUUGGCUCAAUGGUCGGUGCCCUGUAACGCUGAGAUCGACAUGGCCAUCCAAAUUGCAGGAAAGGUUUAUCCUCUGCAUCCCUUAGAUGUCGCUCCCACUGUUGUUGGAGACAACUCCACAUGUGUUGGCUCUUUUCUUCCGGAAAACCUCGGAGUAGGUACAGGCCAAUUUGACUGGCUGUUCGGGGCCAAUGUCCUUCGGUCGAUGUAUUCUGUGUACGACUUUGGUGACUUUGACUCGGACGGCAACAUAGGGAAUCCCUACGUCAAACUUCUGUCACUCACGGAUCCCGAUGAAGCGUCAGCAGAAUUUUGUCAAGCUAGAGGGUGCACGGCCUUGACUGGCAUCACCUAUAAUGCCUCUAAUAAUACCGAGGACUCUGGCUCGACCGUUAUCGCUGUUACCAGGGAUGUUGCCAAUACCCUGGAAAAGUUCAGCACGUGGUUCCCCGCCAUGCUAGGUAUCAUGGCUCUUAAUGCCUUGGUCAUACUGGCUUUGCUUAUCUUCGGUAUUGUCUACCUGUGUAAAAGAAAGCGCAGACCCUCUGCUAGAAUGCCCAUGGGCAGGCUGAGUCCUAUGCCGAUGAAUCCCAGGAAUAGCUAUGUUGCAGGUUCUCCCCAUGGUCCUCACACAUACGAACCUGUAUCAAUGGCGAUUACCGACGAUACCGUUUUUGGUCCACCGUCUCCCGCAUUCCAUAAAUUCGAGGGCAGCACUUUGCGUCCCGGUGAUAGACCAAAGAGUCUCGCAACCCUACCAUCCAGAUCAUACGACGAUGAUGGAGAAGAUGUUCUCACACCGCCUUCUCCUGGUUUCCGACAAUUUGAUACCAGGCCUAAAAGUGUCGGAAUACUCCCUUCACAAUCUAAUACAUACCAACAAAUUGGAGAGGAUCAACCUUUCGUGGUUCCUCCAUCGGCGCAAUCUCAAGAGUUCUAUGCCAAGAUGUCUCCAGCACCCUCACGAUCCAUUCAUUCAACGCACUCCCCUGAAAACAUUGGAUCCCCCAGAUCCCCAUCCACCAGUUCGUUCCAUCAAUCAGUACAUGAUGUCCAAUCCCCGUCACCACCUCGGUCUUUCCAUCAGUCGUAUGCUGAGGACUCCAACCCACCGCUUUCCCCUUCACGGUCUUUACAUCAAACCAGUGCUCACGACCAACUUUCUGACGUGAGGUCCUCAUCGAUAAUUCAACUGUCGCAGCCGCAGUCCCGGCGAGGGAGCACGAGGCCCCCGCCGGUCAAUGUCUUCGAGCCUCAUAUGUUCCAAUCGACUCCUGAGGACCAGGAUUUUGUGCCGCCCUCUCCUGGGUUCCGCGCAUCGGAGAAUCGACCAAGGAGUGUUGGUCAACUCCCGUCUCAAACGAAUCCUUAUAAACCAAUGGGGAAUAAUUCUCCUCUCACACCCCCCUCACCCGUGUUUCGUAGGGAAGGUAGUUCUUUGAAUCCUAGCAAUGCAUCAGGCGAUCGGCCGAUGAGCAUUGCUUGACGUGCUUAAUUUUGGAUAUUAUGUUGUGUUGCUGUUGUAUCUUUCGGGGAAUUUUCAGGACAAGUUUUAUUACAAUGGACCCAUGAUCUUAUAUCUAUUAACGCGCAAUGCAUCUGCUCCUGAUAUAUAUAAUCUACAGAUCAAUAUCUCUCGUACGCAAUGUCCUCUGUUGCAGCCA